Messenger RNA from Hevea brasiliensis (rubber tree), 1328 nucleotides. RefSeq names its product peroxidase 15-like. Gene Ontology annotation, molecular function: peroxidase activity; heme binding. The record is from RefSeq and is a predicted model, not a curated record. The coding region runs from base 122 to 1150 and encodes 342 amino acids. The transcript has 4 exons. NCBI's taxonomy places the organism in Eukaryota, Viridiplantae, Streptophyta, Magnoliopsida, Malpighiales, Euphorbiaceae. Gene Ontology annotation, biological process: response to oxidative stress; hydrogen peroxide catabolic process.
CUUGAUUGGCAUCUUCCUCAAUUUCUAAUCCUUUCUUUGUCUUUCCCAGUCUAUAAAUAGGAGCUUCAAAGCACAACUAAAUAUUGAAAAUCCAUCACUGCAAUAGAUUAGCUGGAGAAAAAUGAAGCUUCCUUGUUCAUUGUUGAUGGUAGUGGCAGUUUUAGUUUAUGCAAUUUUGUUUGGAGGGCAAUUGGCUUAUGCUCAGCUCACUCCAACAUUUUAUGACCAAAGUUGCCCGAAUGUCUCCUUUAUUAUACGUGAAGUCAUUCAGGAGGCCAUGCUAACUGAUCCCAGGAUCGAUGGCAGCCUCAUCAGGCUUCAUUUCCAUGACUGCUUUGUUAAUGGGUGUGAUGGAUCAAUUUUGUUGGACACCACUGAUACUAUGGAGGGUGAGAAAGAAGCUGCUGGUAAUAACAACUCAGCCAGAGGUUUUGACGUUGUUGAUAAAAUGAAGGCUAGCUUGGAGAGUGCUUGCCCUGCCACUGUUUCUUGUGCUGAUAUUCUUACUAUUGCAGCUCAAGAAUCUGUUUCUUUGGCAGGGGGGCCAACAUGGACGAAUCUACUUGGAAGAAGAGAUAGCUUAACAGCAAACAGAACUCAAGCUAACAUUAAUCUUCCAAGUCCCUUUGCAUCCCUUGAUGAGCUCAAGGCCAAUUUUGCUGCCGUGGGGCUUGAUAAUGUUUCCGAUUUAGUUGCCUUGUCCGGUGCUCACACAUUUGGACAAGCUCAAUGUCGAACUUUCAGGGAUAGAAUAUAUAACUCUCCUGAGCUACCAUUGAACUCAACCUAUAAUAUAACACUUAGCAAAAUUUGCACACAAAAUGGAACUACUGAUGGUACUGCGAGAACGCAGCUUGAUUCUACAACACCUAAUGUGUUUGAUAAUAAGUAUUUCUCUAAUCUUCAAUUUGCCAGAGGUCUUCUGGAGAGUGACCAAGUUCUAUUUUCAACCCCCGGAGCUGAUACUAUUGAAAUUGUUGACAAUUUUAGUGCUAAUCAGGCUGUAUUUUUUGAAAGCUUUGUGGAGGCUAUGAUCAGAAUGGGAAAUAUCAGCCCUUUAACAGGAACUGAAGGGGAGAUUAGAUUGAAUUGCAGCAGAAAAAAUGAAGAUACAAUUGGAGCAGGCAUUCGUCUUGUUACUUCUAUGUGAUCAUUUAAGAAGUUCUCCUGUAUCCAAAUUAAAUAAACUAAUAUGGUCUCUAGCUAGCUAGACCAUAUUUUCCUUUGUCAACUAUUUUAAAUAGUUGGAUCUUAAAGAGUGCUGUGUGGACAAUCAAUUUUACUUUUUAAUAGCAUUUUAAAAAUAAAAUAAAAAAUUGUGUGAUUAA